GGAAAGGUUAUUUUCUGAAAAAAGGAGCUCGCUUUGAAUUCGUUCAGUGUACUGUUUAUUGCUUUGAACAUAGCUUUAAAUAAUAGCCAAUUGUCAGACAGGCUUAGGGGGGCAAAAAAAAAAAGAUGUCGGCUUCUAAAAAGUUAGUGGAAUUAUUCUAUGACGUGGUUUCACCGUACUCUUGGAUUGGAUUUGAGAUUUUGUGUCGAUAUCGCAAUGUCUGGAAUAUAGAUGUGAGGCUGCGACCAGGAUUUUUGGGAGGAGUCAUGCAAGGAGCAGAAAACAAACCUCCUGGAUUUGUACCACGGAAGUUUGAAUAUAUGAAGAAGGAUUUGCAUCGAUUGGGUUGCUACUUCAACAUUCCCCUCGCCCAGCCACAGAAUCCUGCUGAAGUUAUGUUUGUCAAAGGAACCCUGCAAGCAAUGAGAUUUGUGACUGCAACAAAUAUUCUGCAACCAGAACUGACAGAGGUUUUGUCCCGAGAACUGUGGAUGAGAAUUUGGAGUCGAGAUGAGGAUAUAACUGAACCUGCUUCUUUUCAAGCAGUAGCCACUGCCAUAGGACUUUCUAAAGAUCAGGCAAUCAAACUUAUUGAAUUUUCUAAAUCUCAAGAAGUCAAAGACAGCCUGAAAUCUACAACCCAAGAAGCACUUGACAAUGGGGCAUUUGGUUUCCCAUUUAUCAUUGCACAUGUUAAUAGUAAGAAAGAAGUAUUCUUUGGCUCAGACAGAAUGGAGCUACUGGCUCAUUGCCUUGGUGAGAAAUGGCUCGGACCGCUCACUAGCAAUAGCAAGUCAAAAAUAUGAACACACAGUGGAACCUUCUGUUUUCUGAGUUUCACCCACCAGUAGGACUAUUUUGUUCUGAUUGUUUACUAUAUAAAUAAAGUGUUUUUUCUCUAAUCUGACAAAA
Erpetoichthys calabaricus (reedfish) is the source of this 912-nucleotide messenger RNA. It is a transcript of the gene gstk1, whose product is annotated as glutathione S-transferase kappa 1. Gene Ontology annotation, molecular function: glutathione transferase activity; glutathione peroxidase activity. Lineage: Eukaryota; Metazoa; Chordata; Cladistia; Polypteriformes; Polypteridae. The transcript is spliced from 7 exons. The coding region runs from base 126 to 806 and encodes 226 amino acids. The record is from RefSeq and is a predicted model, not a curated record. Gene Ontology annotation, biological process: glutathione metabolic process. Gene Ontology annotation, cellular component: peroxisome; mitochondrion.